Molecule: messenger RNA, 1329 nt
Organism: Cottoperca gobio
Lineage: Eukaryota; Metazoa; Chordata; Actinopteri; Perciformes; Bovichtidae
Product: haloacid dehalogenase-like hydrolase domain-containing 5
Exons: 8
Coding region: 1-1329 (442 amino acids)
Biological process (GO): glycerophospholipid biosynthetic process
Cellular component (GO): mitochondrion
Source: RefSeq, a predicted model, not a curated record
AUGAGGGGACUCCUGUCGUUUUACCGGGGCGCGUGCACCCUGAGUAACCGUCAAGCCAGACGAAAAGCUGGGAUUGUCGGUUCUCGGUGCGGGUUUUGCGGAACUCAGUCUAACAGCAAGCCACAGCCAAACUUUGGACUGUUGUUUGACAUUGAUGGCGUGCUUGUUCGGGGAAGGAUGCCAAUCCCUGCUGCAAAAAAGGCUUUUGAGAAGUUGGUCGACUCUCAGGGACAAUUUGUGGUGCCAGUUGUUUUUGUCACAAAUGCAGGGAAUUGCCUCAGACAAACAAAGGCAGACCAGCUCGCUCACAUCCUGGGAGUACCUAUUACACAAGAUCAGGUCAUCAUGUCGCAUAGUCCCCUGAGGAUGUUUAGGAAGUUCCAUGACAAGUGUGUGCUGGUGUCCGGACAGGGACCAGUCCUGGAAAUUGCUAAAAAUGUGGGCUUUAAUAAUGUCAUCAGUGUUGAUAUGCUGAGGGAAUCAUUCCCAUUGAUGGACAUGGUGGAUCACAACAGGAGACCCAAACUGCCGUCCAAUACUGUUGGCAACCUUCCCAUGGUUGAAGCCGUGGUUCUGUUCGGGGAGCCGAUUCGAUGGGAGACCAACCUGCAGCUGAUCAUUGACAUUUUGUUGACCAAAGGUAACCUCGGCAGUGUUCACCAAACCCAAAAGAUGCCUCACCUCCCCCUGCUGGCCUGCAACAUGGACCUCAUGUGGAUGGCUGAGGCCCAUUCUCCACGGUUCGGCCAUGGGACAUUUCUGGUGUGCCUGGAGAACAUUUAUAAGAAGAUAACGGGUAAAGACUUGAAGUAUGACGCGCUCAUGGGAAAACCCAGUGAGAUGACCUACCACUUUGCAGAGUACCUCAUCAGAAGCCAGGCCAUGCAGAGGCAAUGGAAACUCCCCGUCACUUCCCUUUACGCUAUAGGGGAUAACCUAAUGACUGACAUCUAUGGCGCCAACCUAUACAGCCGCUACCUGGAGGAGAGAGUCGCCAGAAAGAACCCCAAAGCCGUCGUUGCUAAGAUGGUCUCCGCCACAGGGUCCACCACUGCAGUGCCCCAGGAGGAGGAGAGCGACAAUAUGUGGGAGAGCGAGCUAGCGCUGCCCUCUGCCACUUCCUGUAAAUCCAUCCUAGUCUGCACAGGGGUCUACAACCCCAACGUAGAGGUGCCGUCUGACGCAAGUCACUGCAUCAAAGAGACUGUGUUCCACGGGCACCGGGACUUCAGAUUCGACCCCGCGCUGGUGGAGCCGGACCACAUAGUGCAGGAUGUGGCAGAUGCUGUUGACCGCAUCUUUGAGCUGGAGAAGUUUGUGCCUCAGUAG